Pomacea canaliculata is the source of this 9120-nucleotide messenger RNA. Its product is annotated as spatacsin-like. Bases 74 to 7708 code for a protein of 2544 amino acids. NCBI's taxonomy places the organism in Eukaryota, Metazoa, Mollusca, Gastropoda, Architaenioglossa, Ampullariidae. Gene Ontology annotation, cellular component: synapse; dendrite; axon. Gene Ontology annotation, biological process: axon extension; synaptic vesicle transport; chemical synaptic transmission. The record is from RefSeq and is a predicted model, not a curated record. The transcript has 43 exons.
UGUUAUUCAGCAUGUGAUCAGGGAACUAGUACAAGUUCGUGGUGUAGCGGACAAGGAUUUGAGUCUCAGUGAAAUGGCGAAUGCUACUACAGUUGCAGUUUUGGAGCCCAACUAUAGAUGCUUGCAAUGUCGACUUAUUAAAUUUAGGCAAAAGGCAGAUCUAGACAAAGUUGAGAAAAUUUCAUGUUCCCAACAUCGAAUGCUUUCUUUACAAAAAGAAGACGGACAUACGGCGAUUUUGCAUAUGAAACACGGAAGGAUUGAACCACUUGGAAAAUGGGAAAGUAUUUACUGGGACAAACAUUCCACAGGAUCUGACGAGAUCAGUGUAAUGUUUGCACAGGAUCACAACCAAACAGUAAGCGAAGUUGUUAUCUACAAUGACAGAAUUUCUGUGAGACGCCAGAUUGAGUUUCAGCCUCUUAAAAAAGCAGUUGAAGGCUUUGGUCAGUGCAAAGUUACCCGCAUGAAACUGGUGGGUUUGGAGUCUGGGUAUCUGUUAUUCAUUAUUGACUCACACACACUGUGUACUAUGGAAAUCAUUAACAAUGUGUGUGUGCCUUGCUCGUGGAUUCCUUUGCCAUUUGAAACACAAAAGGAAGGAGAUGUUUCGGACUAUCAGCUCUCAUCAGAUGCUGUUGUUGUGCUGGAUCGAAAGGCACAGCUUCUUUUUCUUUACAGUAUUCACACAGGUGAGCAUAUUUGUCAAGUUGAUCUUGAGGCUGCUGGUCUUGUGGCAGGAUCAGCCAUCAGUGGAGGUGGUGGUGGUGGGGAUGAAAGAGGUGGCAAUGCAUACCUCAUCUUGUGGGGCAUAUCUCCAGACAUUCAAACAUUAAUGUGGCUAGACUCUAAUGGAAUCAUCCAUUGCAUAGACCUAGAAAAAUAUGUCAGUAGUAGGCCUGACAAAAUUAACCUUUUGAAAGAUGUCUCUCGUGUUUCUUUUGGUCUUGGUCACCAUUCUUUGUUACAAACCUGCACAAAAGGGUCCAUAAGGUGGAGGGUCCUGCUGGCAAGUAUCCAUCGUGAGAGAAUCAGAUCUCCUGCAGGAAUUUGGUCUUCUGAAAAGCUGGUUUCAACAGCGACGAGUGCAAAAACUGUCUACAGGGAGACGCGGGUCACAGGAUUCAGGGACAAGACCAGCGAUCAGCUUGGGUUGCAAAAAAGUCAGGUCGUUGUUGACAGCAUAAUGUGCUACAGUUUACCUCCAGGAAACCUGCUACAAGUUGGAUACAAAGUGACUGGUUCUCAAUGCACCUCGUCUACAAUUCAGAUGACACUGCAGUCAGGUGUUAAUACCGAUGAGAAAGCCAUUUGCUUGGUAUGCAUGUCCUCCAAAAUGGUAUACUUUCAUGGGUUACCAGCCAACCAUCAUGCAGUAUUUGGGCGGAAUGCAGAUGAGCCACUUUUAAUUCUUUCCCCUGAUGAUCUAACUCUUCUGGUUCCUUCUGGAACACAGCAGGAAGAUAUUGUUAGCCAGAUGAUGACCUACAGUGGAAGUCAGUGGAUGGAACAUCUGUGCCAGAUGAAUGAGUGGAGUAGUUCUAGCAUUCCUUUGCAUGCACUGGAGGUGGGACUUCAGCAGCGCCAACUUGAUACUGUCAGUUUAUUUCUCCACAACAAAGAAUCAUUAUUUUCUGCUAAGAAGGCCCAAGUCCUCCAAGGCAGAAUAUCCACUGGUCAGAUUUUGCCACUUCCAGCCCAGAGAAGUUGCUCACAUACUAGUUCUGUUAUGGAGCUUGUUCCUGCCCUUGACCUCUUCAUCAGAGCCAUUAGUGGAGACAUGGCAGGUUUAGCCACAUCACAUGAUUUCUGCCUUCGUCUCUUUAACUGCUGCAUGGAGUUUUUCCAGAACUUAUUGAAGGAUGGACUUGCUCUCCAGUCAGACCUUGGGGUCACAGAGGAAGAGAGAGCUGAGGAGCAGAAUCUGACAGAAGCCUUGUCCAUAGUUAUAGACUACAUCUCGCAGCUGAGAAAUGUUGCACACACCAUCGAACUGAAGAGAAAAAGUUUGGGGAGAGCUGUGACAGACAGAUCAAUGAGCUCAUCAUCGGCCACAGGAAAGGGAGUACCUGAAGAACCUGGAGUCAGUGUUGAAAACAAAGAGGAUUUGACACAGAAAGGAUUCGGUAACAUUGCUAUGCCAUUAGCACAGGCUUAUCUUGGCAAUCUGUCUGAUGACUGCAGUCAGCAGUGGCCUGAACUUCUGAAAACUGGGCUUCAAGUGGCGUGGAGACACCUACAUCAGAGAAACAUAAGUGAUGCCCAGUCUGUUCUCAGCAACAUGGGUCUAAAUGUGGCCACAACCUUAUGGAAAAUGAGCCAGUUCACAACAGACAGGCAGUUGCAGCAGUACAUCAUUCACCAGCUGCAGACAGCUUCAGCCCUGCCCUCAAAGAACCUUUAUCUUGUGGAGCUUUUACAGAAUCUUUACAAAGCCUACCCCUCUUCUACCAUUGCUGACUGCAUGAAGGAAAAACAAGACAUGCUUGGCCCAUUGUGGUCAGCAGCAAAUCCCAUAGCAGCCUUUCUGAGUCCAGUCAGCAGUCAAGUUGUGACCAAAGUGAGAGACCUGGCCAGUAACACAGAGGGUCAGAUGUCUGAAAGUCAUGUGGGCCCAUACUGUGUUGUAGCCUUGCUUUGGCUACAGCAGUGGGAUGAAGAAACAAAAGAUAAAGUACUGCUGGAUGCAAAAAUACUGAAUGGAGAGACAAGCUUAGCAACAAGAAGCUCACUUCGAAAUCUUUGGAAGUUUUGGCUGGGGCGGAAUAAUGCUCAUGAAGCUAUCAAAGUCCUGGAUGCAGCUGUGAGCACAGAGCAAGCUGCAAAUUUCCUUGAGGAGUACAUUCAAGAUCUCAGCUCCAGUGCCAACUUUGUCCAGAGUCAUAUCAAAAGGCAUAUACUUAGGCAGAGAAGCAGCCAGUUUGUGCAUGUAUUGCACACCCUACAGUUGUGUAUUGAGGACCAGGUUAGCCUUUUGGAAGGUCUGUUUCAUGUGCCACACCCACUGCAUGGCUGCUUGCCUGAGAUCAUGCAGACAUUCCAUCGGCAGUUUGCAGAGUACUGCACCAGUCAUGGCUUUAUUGUGCCCUUAUGGCAGUACUGUUCCAUUCAUGAGCUGGAUGUGGAAAUCUUGUUGCCAGAAGAUAGUAGUAAUGCUGCUUCAUGGUUUAUGCCUUUUGUUUGUCUUCACUCUUUCAUCAGACAGCCAUAUGACCCUAGCAAAAUGUUUGCUGCCAGCCUUAGUGUAGCACGUGUUCACUGGAAAUCUGAUGACUGGACAGUAGCUCAGCUUCUAAAAGAGGGUCACACUACAGCUGCAAUUGCAAGCAUGGCAUAUCUACCUGAGGGACAAGAGGGAGAAGCAUUUUGCGGGGUCAUGCCAGACCUUCUCAAGUCAUCUCUGCAGAGAUUCCCGAAGCUGCUGGCAGCCCUUUUGCCCCCAAGUGCAGACAACUCCCAUUUUGACAUAAGCUUAUACCAGCUGCUUGAGGGGAAUACACCUUUGGAUUCACGAAGACUCUUUGGAUGGCAGUCAACACACACCAAAGCUGCAGAAGAGAGUGUGCGCUUUCUCCCAUACUUUUCCCAUGGAGAACUUGUCAGGCGCUUUGCUGCCAAUGAGAAAUUAAAUUUCUCUUACUAUUUGAAACGUGGCCGCCCCACUUACGCUUUUUUAGCCUUUCUAGCAGAUGAAAUUGAUCAAGGAACAACAACUCUGUCACAGAAAAGACUUCACAUGGCAUGUGGAGUGGCACUGUGGCUGGCCGUGAAACAUUUUCACAGUCCACAGAUCUCCAGUGCCUGUGUUGCCUUUGUGGAGAUGAUGGGUCGGGACAGCAUUGUUCUUCGUGCAUACAUCAGUGCAGGAGAAAUUUUACGGGCCCGAAACCUUCACAGCAUCUCGGGUCCAGUUGAGAAGAGGAAAGAGCAACUGCUUGCUUGCGAGCAAGAUGUUGUUGCUUUACUUCAGUCUUGCUUAAAGAGCAAACAUCGCCAUGGACGUCAGCUGGUUGCUAGUUUAGAAGAAGCAGUAUCUGAUGACAUUCGGCGAGAGGGAUUGAAUAGCACUGGAGUAGAAGCAGCACUGAAGUGGACACUCGUCAUGUUGAUUUGUCGUCAUCUUCGUCUGCCGAUGUCUACACGUUUCCUUGAGGGUUGUGCCAAAGAAGACUGCUGGUUACCAUUUGUGUGGUUUGCCCAACUACACCAGUUUCCCAAGACACAGCUGCAGAACAUUUUGCAUCAAUUCCCAAGUCGUCAUGUGCGAGACCAUCUUUAUUAUGUCAUUGCCAAUGCCAAUACCAACACUGCCACUGUAUCUAUGCCAGACGUGAAAGCUGUUUUAACCGGAGGCUUAGCAUCUGGCAGCCAUGACCUAAGAAGUUCCCUCUAUGCCAGAAUUGGUGUGCAUGCAGAGAGAGAAUAUUCCAGCAGUGAUGAAGAUGAUGAAUCAGGAGCAGACAGCACUGAUGAACCAUUUCGCAGCACCUCUCAUAUGCCAGCAGAUGAUGACAUAGACGUCACUGAAGAUUCGGCUGCUUCUGAUGUUUUCCGAGUUAUCUUUGCUGCCUUAGCAACCUCGGAUCCCUGGAAGUCUCUUCUAAUGCAUGCUGUUGUAUUACGCAAUCCACUGUUUGCUGAGCUGGCAGCUUGCUGUGGUGCUUCUUUGCUGCAGUCACUGUGUACCUGGCUGGUAGCUAUGCUGGCACCCCAGGAACAUGCUUCAUUUGUAGAGGCUCAUGGGAAGGUGGCUGUGCAAUGGAAAUUGGCACAGCUAGAUCAGCUGAUUGAGUUGUAUCUGCAGAGUCAUGCAGAAAGCACCCUGGCCACAGCUUUCUUUAUAUUUCAGCCGACCUCACCAUUACUGCCAUUUCUGCAGUUUAUUUCUGAGUGCAUCUCAUGGAAGAAUUAUGAAAGAUGUAAGGUUCCUCUUGAUAAUUUCAAGGACAUGAUAUCCGCAGCAAGCCACACACAUUUCAAGGCUUCAGCAGACAGAAGACGAGACAACCAACUGAGACAAUCUCCAACAAGUGGAGGAAAGAAUGUAAAGAGUGAGGACCCUGGAGAAGAGGUGAUUGGAGAUGCUGACUGGCUGGAGCAUAUGGCAUAUCAUGUUCUUACAUAUGAACUUACUCACUCCUCAAGCUUGUAUGAUGUGACUCACAUGCUGCACUUGCUGGCUGAAGAAAACAUUGCUCUUGUCUUUAGCUUUGAUGUGCUGGACUUUGGGAGGCUGUACAAAAUGAUGGAUGUGCUGCAUCGGUGUAAAGUACAAGAUGUCCACUUCCCUACAUUCUUUAGCAACCCACCAAAUAGUGCAGCUUACAGGACAGAAUGCCAAAAGGUGCUAAAUGUGCUGAUGACUCAAGGAAUGUAUGAAGAUGCUUACCUUUUUGGCCACAGUGCUGGACUGGACUUAUCUCAUAUUGUGUUAAAGCAGAUUUUAAUUUAUGUCCUUGACAUCACUGGUUCACAGCUUGCAAGUGAGAAACAACAGUUACAAGCAACAGGCAUAUGGAUCUCGGGUGCUGUACGACAUCACUAUUGGAACAGCUGUUCAGUUAGAGCAGCAAAUAUAAGCUUGCACCUGAAUGAGGAAGCUGAUGAGACAGAAAGCUUAGAUGAGAAGGCAUAUAUCUGUGGUCUGUCCCUGUCCUAUCUGGAAACCAAAGCUGCAGAUCAUGUUAGUCAGGAAGUGGCCGCACUCAGAGAUGCUAUUUUUACCCGCAUGUGGCAGUGUCGCAUUAAAGCAAGAGUAUAUCACAGAAUGGUUGAGAAGGGAGGUGGUCACAGAGAGCAGGAGGACAUUCUGGAUGCACUGUGUGAUGAGGAAGUGGUUACAUUAAAACCUUCACCUCCUGAUCGUAAUGAACUUCUUUAUAAGGGUACAGUACCCCGACCUCAGAUGGAACUAAGCAACAAGUUGAAUGCUGAGGAAAGAGAAGAAAUGGAGAAAGUGAUUGGAGAACUUCUGUCAGAGGGGAGAAUAAAAGAGUGCUUUCAGCUUGCAAGCGUGCUAGGAGGCCACAGUGAUGAUUUGUUGAUUACACAUACAUGUAUUGGUCUCAGCACAGGGGAUAUCACGGUGGACACCAUAGACCCUGCCUGCAGACUGUUAUUGCUGACUGAAGACAAACGAACCAGUCUUGCAUCUUUCCCUUCUUUUUCACGUUCCUCGAGCACAAUCAGUCUUGCAAGUGCUGCCCCAAACUGGAACUUUCUUCCAAGCUAUCAAGAAGAGAUUAUUUGCCUCAUGGAAGAGCUGCUUGCUCGCUGUCGUCAAGCUCGACAAUGCUGCCUUAGAAUAAUCACUGUCUACAAAGUGUCCUGUUUGGUUGGACGUUCCUAUGCGGAUAUUGUCUUGUCAGAAGAGUUUUCAGUGCUGCGAGAGUUGCUUAAAACUGACUUUCCUCAGCGAUACAGCUUGGCUAAAGAAUUUUUGUCAACAUGUACCCUUUCUGAAGCUGAGGUUGCCUCAUUUCUUGUGGACGAAAUCUUGAAAGGUCUAAGAAUUUAUCUUGGUGGUAAAGAUGGAUUUGAUGUGGGUGCUAGCGAUAGUGAUAACAUCAGCACAUCAGACCUGAUCUUCCGCCCCACAGCACGUGGAGAAGUAUUUAGCCAGCUUGUUGGUGUGUGUGGAGAACCAGCUUUGCUUGGGGACAGGCUACUUUACUCCUUGGCAGCCAUGGACAUAGAUUCUCCAGAUCCAUCACAUGCAGUGCUAUCAAUGGAGACAGAGCUUUUGAUUAUGGCACAUGAGUGCCACACAACUGCCUGCAAUAUGGAAGGUAUCUCUAGUGUCCUCCGUGCUGCCCGAAUUUGUGCUCAGAAGUUGGCAGCAGCUAGACAGUAUCAACACAUGAUCCGACUCCUGACUGGAAUUGGACGAUACGGUGAGAUGACAUACAUCUUUGAUCAGCUGCAGCAAGACCAUCAGUUUGAGAUGCUGCUGCGCAAGGGCAUCGAUAAGGAGGACAAGCUAAAGAUUGCUAUUUUGGACUAUCUAAAACGAUUUCAUGGUGAUGACAAGGACACUUACUCCAUGGUGGCUCUGAACUUCAGCAUGUACAGAGAGAUUGCACAGAUGCUUGAUGAAUCAGGACACAGGCACUUGGCCCUGUUAAAGGACAAGCCCCUUGAAGCCAACAAGGAUGUAGAAGAAACUCUAAAAAAAUGCAUUCAGUACUUCAGUGAUGCUGCAGAAAGCUAUGUGAAGGACAAGUGCUACCAGCAUGCACACAAAUGUCUGCGCUGGGCAAGGUUGGCAAACUUGCAGCUUCAGCUGUUAGGUUCAGGUGUCAAGGUCAUCAACCUGACAGCAGAAGAAAUAACAGCCUUUGUCAGCGCUCACCCGAAAUUUCCAGAGGUUUUUGUGGUGAUGGAGGCAUAUGGAAAAAAUGCUGAUUGGGCUGAAGGAUUGUUUCAGCAUGUGGUGAUGAAUGGAGACAUGCGAUACCUUCAAGAUCUGCGAAUGUACAUCCGACUUACGCCAGCUCUUAUAGAGAACACUCUCCGAAGACUCAAACAGGUUGCUAACAAGUCAUCAGCUGUCAUGCCACAUAUACGAAAACUGAUGAAAUACUGUCCAGAUGUAUGGACGCAGUACAAGAUUGCAAUGGACUUGGGCUUGCAGGAUAUCACAAAGGAGCUUGUGCGCAGUGACAGCUGUGGAAGCUACAUUAAAGACAUGCUUGCUUCACAACCGUAGUGAUGUCAGCAGUCUUUGUAUUGCGAGUUAUACUCAGCUAUAUGCACAUUCUCCAGAUUAUAUUUAAAAGACUGCAUAAAUGCUGGUUUAAGUGCAAUGAACUUGUGUUCGUAAUGGUAGAGCUACAAGUGAUAAGCAUUCCAUACUGAAAAGUCUCGAGUAAUUUUUUUUUAAACUUGCUUUUGUCCAACAAGGGAUGUCUUUCAUUAUAAUUCUGUGUCAAGCUUAUUGAUGACCACUGGAGUUUUGAAAUAGACUACAAGGUGUGUGUUCAAUGGACAAGUGAAAAAGAGUGGGUCAUAGCAUCCACAUAUAACAUAAAUUCAUGCACAUACACAACAUUGAUAUUUCAUAAACAUAGUAUAGAAUGUUUAAUAGGAUUUUUGAAGUGGAUAGCAUGUGCUAAAAUUAUAAAUACCAAAUAUUUGCUUGUUUUCAUAGGAACAUGUUUCAAGUGUGUGGAUGUGGAUAUGUGUGUGGAUCCAAGAGAAUGAACACAAUGUUGUAAUUAAGAUAUUUACAAGUUAAAAUUACAAUUACAGUCUAGUCACACAGUAACAUAGCACCUACCUCAAAGGUAACUGUAUAAAGUUAUUGUAUUUAAAAGACAACUUGUAUUUAAGAUCAUUGGUAAUCCAAAUUUAUAAAACUUUGCAAGGUGGUUAACAAAGCAUAGUCAAUGCAUUAUUCAAUAUUUGCUGAUGUUAUCAUAGUUUUAAAUAAACUGUUACUGAUUGUUUUGUAUGUAUUGUUAAGCUUAUGCUAUAUUAGCUACCUGAUUUUGGAAAAUGUGAUGCAUCAUAAGCUUAGUUCUAUUUUUAUGACUGUGUGUGUAUGUGGUGUAUAUGUGUCCAUGAGAGAGAGAGUAAACGAAAGCUACAAAGAGGGAAAGAACAGAUGUAUAGAAAAGUAUACAUGCAUAAAUACAUGUGUACUUUAAAAAAAUCUGUCACACACAGUGAAAGAACUUGGGAAGGGGCACAAUUCUAAAAAUGAACAUAAUCAUUAUAUAUUAAUAAAAUGAUAAGCUUAAUGUGUAAUCUACAUCUCUUUGAUAAUACUUGGUUUCAGUACAACUAUGUAAGAGAUAAUAUAACAUUGUAAAAGAUCCUAUUGAGAACAAGAUAACAAAGAGAAUACAAAGCAGUUAUGUCAUUCAGCUGUUAGAAGUCACAGUCAAGAGUAGCAAUAAUGAUUUUGUACUUUGGUAGCAUCAAUGAACUGGACAUGUUAAGUUUACUUGAUUAACUUUAGGUGAAUAACAUGUCUGUAAAGAAAAGUAGUAAGUACAAUGUUUGGAUGUACAGUAAAUGAAAGUGUGUUGAUACAUUUUUUUAUCUUUUAAACUUACAAAAUUAUAUUGAAAAAAUGUCAUUUACAGAAUUUAAAAAAAUUUUGGUCUGUAAAUUGUA